UAGAGCGCGCGCACAUGUACAAACUGCUUUGAACAGCAUAUGCCCCUAACGCACAGCGUGUUUGAAUUGUGGAUUUAAAUGGUCCAGUUUUGACACAUUUGCGUUGCUCAGCCGCUGAGCACUGGGAUUUCACCUCGUCCUUGAGAGACCAGCGCAAGUCAUCCCAAAUUAAACAUCCCGACCCUUUUCACCUCUCCCGGCACUGAGGUAUCGCUUUCCUUCGAGACACGUGGACAAACCUCGCGCAACAUUAGGGGCUGAAGAGCCGGAGACUAUAUAAAGGGACUCAGACAGAGGGGGCGGGGCAUCCCAGCAGGGUUCAGUUGCUCACCGAUGGGUUUGUGGUCUGAAGACGAGCACUCAUCUUUAUCACACCCUUUGUAGGCUGAAGCAGACGCAAGGACAGAACCCUUCAACACAAGAAAUCUGACUGACUGUUUCAAAUAAUCUAACCACACUUUCACACUGUCUGCUGGGGGAAUGAAGACAGGUGAAGCUGGAGACAGGAUGUCUUCCAAGCGACCAGCCUCUCCAUAUGGGGGAACAGAUGGAGAGGUAGUCAUGGCGACGAGCAGACAGCGAUUGGAGGAUGAAGAAAGUGACGGACAUGCCGUCAUUCACUUGCCCCUGAGUUCGUACUGCAGCAAAGUAUCACCGCGAUCCCCCCGACUGCUCGACAGCCCCCCAACACUACACACUACCAUGGAUCAGGAUGGCAGUAAAGGCCUGGCCCUGAGCCCCUACCCCCAGCACAACUCAUCUACCUCACCCAGUAAGCAGCAGCACGAAGAGGGGUCCGCGCGGCCAGGGAGCGAACCCAGCUCUGCUUCGGCUCUAGGCACCCCAGAGAGACGCAAAGGCAGCCUGGCCGACGUGGUGGACACGCUCAAACAGCGCAAGAUGGAGGAACUGAUCAAAAAUGAGCCGGAGGAGGCCCCCAGCAUUGAGAGGUUGUUGUCUAAAGACUGGAAGGAUAAGCUAUUAGCCAUGGGUUCUGGCAACUUUGGAGAGAUCAAAGGCACCCCGGAUAGCCUGGCGGACAAGGAGCGGCAGCUGAUGGGAAUGAUUACGCAGCUCAGCAGCCUCCGAGAGCAGCUAUUGGCCGCCCAUGAGGAGCAGAAGAAACUGGCCGCUUCGCAGAUCGAAAAGCAGCGCCAGCAAAUGGAGCUGGCAAAACAGCAACAGGACCAGAUUGCACGACAACAGCAGCAACUUCUGCAGCAGCAACACAAAAUCAACCUCCUGCAGCAACAGAUCCAGCAGGUCCAGGGUCAGUUGCCUCCAUUGAUGAUACCAGUGUUUCCUCCAGAUCAGAGAACUCUUGCAGCCGCUGCGGCCCAACAGGGAUUUCUACUUCCUCCAGGGUUCAACUACAAACCGGGUUGCAGUGACCCUUACCCUCUGCAGCUGAUCCCUACUACUAUGGCAGCUGCCGCCGCAGCGACGCCCGGUCUCGGUCCUCUUCAGCUGCAGCAGUUGUAUGCGGCUCAGUUGGCUGCCAUGCAGGUGUCUCCAGGGGCCAAACACAGCACAAUGCCUCAGGGCAACCUGGCAACCGGCACACUUUCGCCCACCAGUGGCCAUAGCGAGAAAAACAGAAGCACCCCACCACCAAAGCCCAAGGACGAGGGCGCACAGCCCUUGAAUCUGUCGUCCAAGCCUAAGGCAUCCGAGAGCAAGUCACCCACCUCCCCCGCUUCCCCACAGGUCCCCGCCCUGAAGCUGGGCCCCGGAUCCCUGAAGAACAGCGCCCCCUCCAGUAUCGGAGGACCGCCGUCCAGACUCAGCUCCAUAGACCUGUUGUCAUCCAUCACCUCUGGUGGCUACCUGAACGACCACGAGGCCGUGACCAAAGCCUUCCAGGAGGCUCGACAGAUGAAGGAGCAGCUAAAGAGAGAGCAGCAAGUUCUCGACGCCAAAGUGGCGGCAGUCAAUAGCCUGAGUCUCAACAACGGGCGCUCAGAGAAGGAAAAAGCUGCCCUCGAAAGCCUCAGCCAGCAGUUAAAGCAGUCUGAGGAGAGUAAGUUCACUCACGCCAUGAUGGACUUUGGCAUCAGUGGAGAUUCUGAUGGAAGCCCCAGCGUGUCGGACUCACGGAUAUUCAGAGACGCCCGGGGUCGUGGCAGCAGCGAACCGCAUAUCAAGCGACCCAUGAACGCCUUUAUGGUGUGGGCUAAAGACGAGAGGAGAAAGAUUCUUCAGGCCUUCCCAGAUAUGCAUAACUCUAACAUCAGCAAGAUCCUUGGUUCUCGUUGGAAGUCCAUGACCAACCUGGAAAAGCAGCCAUACUAUGAAGAACAGGCCCGUCUUAGUAAGCAGCACCUGGAGAAAUACCCAGACUACAAAUACAAACCACGACCCAAACGCACCUGCCUGGUGGACGGAAAGAAACUGCGCAUCGGUGAAUAUAAGGCAAUUAUGCGUAAUCGUAGACAGGAAAUGCGCCAGUACUUUACCGUAGGGCAACAAGCGCAGUUGCCCUUGUCCUCAGGGGGCGUCGUAUACCCGGGUGCGCUGUCAAUGGCAGGAAUGCCCUCCCCCCAGAUGCCCUCCGAGCACUCGAGUAUGUCCAGUAGCCCUGAACCAGCCCCGCCCACCAGCCAGGCCUCUUACCUCAGCGCCCACAAACGGGAGGGACCCCGCGUGAAGGAGGAGGAUCUCAGAAUGGACGACGGCAACGGCGACGCCUAUGACGACUUCGACUACGAAGACGACGAAGGAGACUACGGCAGUGACAGCGAAAAUCACAUCGCUCACUAAACCCGUCCAUCACAGCCAUCUCACCGGUCACCUGGCAUCUCACGCAAGCAAACUUUAAUUCCGCCCCCAUCCACUCCUCCAGAGCCAAGCCCCUCCCACAGGAGUCUCGAUAGCACAGGACCUGUCAAUCAAUGUGACUGUUACAAGGAAAGGAGGGUCUUGUACUUGUAGAGGAUGCGUAACACUUGCCUUGACUUGUUCCCACUGAGGCAAGUUCAAACACGAGUAAGCUACGAGGAAACGUUUAUUAUUAAAACAGAGACCUGUCAGUUGACCUGUCAUAGACACUUUAAAAUGGUGGACCUGUUUGUUUCUAAAGAGACACUUUUAAACAGCUUUCUUCUUGGUUCUAUAAUAUUCUCACUCAGGUACACAGUGCCAACAAGUGGCUUGUGAAUGUGAUUUUGUUGUUUUUGUGCUACAGUUUUAAUAGAGAAAAAGACGUUUAUUUUCUUCUUCACCGUAAAAGAGCACCCGAUCAGGAGCGUCGACAAACAUUUACAGUUUUCGCAUCGUGCUCUCCCUUUCGGUCACACUCACGCCCGUGUCCUCACAGUCGACAAUGUCUUAUUUUUUUGUUAAUCGAAUGAAAGGAUGGAAGGGAGGAUUCAAGUCCCUUCACUCAGGAGUCUGGAUAACGCUGGAUGACAGACAAUCCCUCCUUCCUCGCAUCUUUUCGUAUCAAUACGCUUUUUCGGUUCCUUCCCUUCUCUGGAAAAUUCAGACGUGGACGUCUCUCUCAGGUGUGGAGACAAACUUUAUGAGAAAGCACAAACUUUGUGAUGUGACGAUGGUUAUUGUGGAGAGUCAAAGCCUUGAGCCUGUAUGUGUGCAGAUUUCUUUGUGUGUGGAUGAAUGCGCCUUUUGCUAGAUUUUAAGUUAAUUUUAUUACAUUUAGACGGUUGAUGUGCUGGUCAUGUGAACGUAAACGAAACGUUAAUAUUCAGUACGUAUGAUUCGUGCUAGCAGGCAGAUCAGUGGGAAACGAUCCAAACUUUAAAUGACACUGCAUUAGGAACACGAAAUCUCUCUCUUUAUUCUGUUUUUUUUUUUUCGUUUAGUUCUUUCACUGCAAAAAAUUAUAUGUUUACUUCGUAUUUUUGUCUUGUUUUCAGUACAAAUAUCAAAAAAUUCUUAAAUUAAGAUGCAUUUUCUUGAUGAGCAAAUCAAAAGAAAAUAAAAAAGUCUAGUUUUUAGACAAAAUUUUUUUUUUUUUGCUUUGUUUUAAGCACAAAUUUACUUAAAUUGUAUAUUUCUUGUCUAAAAACUAGACUUGUUUUCUUAGGUCAUUAUGCUCAUCAAGAAAAUACAUCUUGAUUUAAAAAUGUAUAGAUAUUUGUAUUAAAAACGAGACAAAAAUACUAAGUAAGAAAGUCAUUUUUUGCAGUGUCAUUCUCACGCUGUUCGUCCUCUUUGUUGUUCCCUCCUUUGUUCAUUUGUUUGGUCAUUCCUUCACUUAUCUUUCUCAUUGUUUCCCAAAAAACAAUCUUUACUUGUCAUUGCUUGGUACACCGAUCAUUGUAUCUCAUUCCAAAAAGAAAAACGAGAUGGUGAGAAAAAAGAGAGUUUACGCUUGAAUAGCGUAUUGAAGGAGGAGAAUAGAUUUUCUGUGUAGGACUUCACUCCAUCCUUCCCACAAGCCCCGACGCUCAGAGCCGUGUUUACAAAGGAAAGCUCCCAGCCACUGAGAGAAACCAGGUUUCUCCACAACAGAGUGUUUCAAUCAGCGCCCCUUAAUAUAUCUCUCAUCCACCGCAGGGGUUUGUGUUGGGCCCUUUUUAUUUCCUUCACUUCUCCAUCUAUCACUCUGUUUAUCUCUGCGGACGAAUGUCAAAGUCGUGCCAUCAGUCAUCUGGGCUCUGUGUGGCUCUGACUGACCCACUCCAUCUAACAGCACCUGUUGGCACGGCGACGGCAAUUGAUUGACGGCUGCCCUAACUCUAACUACUAUGCCAGCAUCUCUCUGGCCUGGUGUGGGCAUGAACGGCAGCUGGAUGAGAGAGAAACACAAGCUGUUUAGUGAAGUGCAGCCAGACUCUCUCUCUCUGUAUAGAUAGCACAAAAAUCUAUACUUUACAUUUCAACUUCACUCUUGAGAUUUUCGUAAAACUUGUUUAAGGUACUCUGACACCUGCAGUGCUAGCAAAGUGAUUUACCCUCUGAUGACCGACCGCAUUUCGCGUGAUCGUCCACGACUAGUUUAUUUGGUUCGAUCGGGGCACCACCCCGUCCGUAACAAUGGUUUUUACUUGUGUUUUGCCUCCAUGUCAUCGUCACUCUGCUGUUGAGGUCGGGAGGGUCCAUUACAGACUCUGCAUGUCUAUGUUUUAGUUUGUAUUUGCAAAUACUGUAUUUUAUUUUCAUUCAAACUGCCUCUAGUGUAAUAAUAUUAUUAACAAUAAUUAUAAGUAUAGGCAGCAUUUCCUAAGUUUAGUAAGUUAUGUACAGUAUAAUUUAUUAUUUUCAUCCCAUUGGAUUUUUUUUAUGAUCGUAAGGAAACUGCGCUUGACGAAGCAUUAUAUUUAGCUGGGUAGUUGUUUAGAUCUAAUUAUUAUGUUCGAUAUUUGGUUUGUUUUGCUUUUUUUAUUUGUUUUGUUUUGUCUGAUUAAUCCUGUUCCGGACGCUGGUAUAUCGCUGAGAAAUGGUCACGGUGAACUGCUGACAUGAAGGAAAAAGAGAUAUUUCUCUUUUUUUAUCUUUUCUUUUCUGGUCCGUGCAUCGUUCAUGAACUCCAAACACAUUUCUUAAAGCACUAGGACUCUGGAUGCUCGGAGAAAAAAAUAAGAAGAACAUGAUAUUUUUAUUUGUAAUGGUUUAUGUACAAUGUGAAGUUUCCUAUCUGUUUAAUUCUCUUUUACUGAAGAUAAAGAAAACUGCUAUAUUAUAAUCCCAAUUGUUAUUGAACAGGAGGAACGUGGAUCUUGUUUACUAAGAUUUUUUUUAUCCUUUUAUGAUUCAUUGGAACAUCAUUGGUUUGGACAGAUAUAACCCGAGUACACUGUAAAAAAAAAAACAUUUGUUGUUUCAACUUAAAAAAGAAAAUGUUUGUGCUGCCUUAAAAUUUUGAGGUAAUUCAACUUUAUAAAAAAUAUAAGUUAAUUUUUUUUACUAAAAUUAACUCAAAAUUUUAAUUUUACUUUUUUAAGUUGAAACAACAAAUCUUUUUUUACAGUGUACCUACUCAGUACAGUUCAUGGUUACAGUAUCAGUUAAAUGGAUAGUUCCAAAAUCAAAAUUUAUAUUAUUCCCAACAGGUUGAGCUGCUCAGUUUUGUCAUAAAGUAUACAAAAGAAAUGACACAAAUACUGCUGUUAAUAAACAACAGCAAAAAAAUAUUUUUAGGUGAACUGUUCCUUUAAGAAAGACAUGACCAUUUUUAUUCAUGAUCUGAUCCAGUGAAGCUCCAGUGAAUGGCCAUAUUAGAUGUUCCUAUCUGAUUCUUGUAUUGUUUUAGCUCCACACUUUGUCUCCCUGUCAAUCAAACUCUUAAUAGUCACAAUAACGCCUCGUCUGAUAAUCACGAAAUAGCAGCCAUCUGAUGACCGUUUCUUCACAUGUAUUAACCCCAAUCAUAUCAAUCAAAUAAAGGCACGAAUGCUGGAAGAAGUCUGGAUUAACAUACAGGGUCACAUGGUAACCUCAUGGUUUUUAUGAACACAUAGGUGAUGCAUUUUCUUACGACAAUAAUGAUGGCGACCUGUAUUACAAACAAUAAUAGAUAAGACAAUCAAAGUCACGUGUGGAGCUCAAAACAACGGCAACAAACGAAAAGUACUUAGAAACUUAUCCUAUACCAUCUCAACUUGAAAAUCGAGAAAGAUGAUUAUGUAAAUAUAGCAUAGAGUUAUAGAUUUAUAUUUUGUUCAUAACACAGUGUAAUAUAAGUUGUAUAUUUCUUUCUCUCUUUUAUUGAUGUUAUUCAUGCCACAAUAAAAGCAGGAGUUACUGUACUCUUAUGGAAAAAAGAAAAAAAAGGCAAGCCGUGGGUUACCACCAUCUGUUCUAAGUUGACGUUUUUCAGUAUUACUGCCAGUCAAGGCUCAAAUAAAAACACCAACGUGUUCUGUAUCUCUA
Molecule: messenger RNA, 6834 nt
Organism: Paramisgurnus dabryanus
Lineage: Eukaryota; Metazoa; Chordata; Actinopteri; Cypriniformes; Cobitidae
Gene: sox5
Product: SRY-box transcription factor 5
Biological process (GO): regulation of transcription by RNA polymerase II; positive regulation of chondrocyte differentiation; cell fate commitment
Cellular component (GO): nucleus
Molecular function (GO): RNA polymerase II cis-regulatory region sequence-specific DNA binding; DNA-binding transcription factor activity, RNA polymerase II-specific
Source: RefSeq, a predicted model, not a curated record